This is a messenger RNA of Chlorella variabilis, 624 nucleotides long. RefSeq lists its product as hypothetical. The record is from RefSeq and is a predicted model, not a curated record. Lineage: Eukaryota; Viridiplantae; Chlorophyta; Trebouxiophyceae; Chlorellales; Chlorellaceae. Bases 1 to 624 code for a protein of 207 amino acids. The transcript has 8 exons.
AUGACCUCAGCCGGCAGCGAGGACGAGGAGGCUCCCCUGGGGCGGGAAGCCUUCCGCACAAGCUCCAACCUGCCUGCCUUCACGCGCCGCAGGGAGCACGCCAUCGGGCGCGUCGCCGCCGUCGGCUUUGCCGCCUCGCUUGUUGGGGAGCUGCUGGCGGGCAUUGGGCCCAUCACUCAGGCAAGCUCAACCGAGGCUGGAUACCUGCACUACGAGACGGGCAUCAGCUACAAGUGGCUGUACCUGGCGUUGGCCGCCCUCACGGGCUGGGGCCUGCUGGGCGCGGUGCUGCCAGGCUCGCCCACUUACGACCCCCAGAACCUGCGGGAUGCCGACAAGCGCGCAGUGGUGGUGGUCAACCCCCUGAAGAACCCCCGCAAGUUCCUGGUGCAGAACGAGGUGCUGGUGGGGCGCAUCGCCAUGGCAGGCUUUGCGGGGGCGUGCGUGCUGGAGUACCUGUGGGGCGGCGAGGCGCCGCUGGCGCACCUGGGCCUCAUCCAGCCCGGCACCCAGCUGACCAGCGCGCCCUGGUGGGUGGGGGGCCUGGUGCUGCUGUUUCUGGCCAAUGGCCUGGGCCUGUUCUCGGCGCUGGGCGACCGCAGCCGCGACGACGACGCCUACUGA